GACAUUAACAAAGAAACGAACACAGCACCGAAAUGAGGAGACGUCAAACAGCUUGAACAGCCAACGUCAUCCAACUCACAAAAUUUAUUCAUUAUUAGGUGUAAUGUUUUUAUUAAAAAAAUAUUGUAAAUAGGUUUUCCAGACGUGAUUUAAGAUGGUUCUCAUAGCUGCUGCUGUCUGCACCAAGGCAGGCAAAACAAUCGUUUCGCGCCAAUUUGUCGAAAUGACUAAAGCACGAAUCGAAGGCCUGUUAGCCGCUUUUCCGAAACUGAUUCCAACAGGUACCCAACACACUUUCGUGGAAACCGAAUCGGUUCGCUACGUUUACCAGCCGCUGGAACGUCUGUACAUGCUCCUGAUCACCACUAGAGCCAGUAAUAUUCUGGAGGACCUGGAGACUCUUCGAUUGUUUGCCAGAGUGAUUCCAGAAUACUGUAGGUCCUUGGAGGAGAACGAAAUCGUCGAUAAUGCCUUCAAUUUGAUUUUCGCUUUCGACGAGAUCGUGGCCCUAGGGUAUAGGGAAAGCGUCAAUUUGUCCCAGAUUAGGACGUUCGUCGAAAUGGACUCUCACGAAGAAAAAGUCUACCAGGCUGUCAGACAAACGCAAGAGAGAGAGGCCAAACUUAAAAUGCGCGAAAAAGCAAAAGAAUUACAAAGGCAAAAGAUGGAACAGGCCAAAAGGGGCAUCAAACCGAGCUUCGGUAGCAGCGGCGGCUUCGGCACCAAUACCUCAAACAACACUUACACUCCUACAACGUCCGUCGAUGUCGUUAGUGUACAAAAUGACGUUAAACCACCGCAACAUAACGUUUCUCAAAAACGCGGUAUGAAGUUGGGAAGUAAAGGGAAAGACGUCGAAUCGUUUGUGGAUCAACUGAAAUCCGAGGGGGAGAAAGUUAUAGCACCGACAAUGAAUAACGUGCAGCCAGGCACUAAGACACCCACGAUUAAGUCGGAUGUUGACGACGUCCAUUUGAGGUUAGAAGAGAAGUUGAUAGUGCGCAUGGGCAGGGACGGAGGAGUGCAACAAUUCGAAGUGCUGGGUCUGGUCACUUUGCAUAUUGGAAACGAAAAAUGGGGCAGAAUCAGGAUCCAGUUAGAAAAUAAAGAUACUAGGGGCGUCCAGUUGCAAACCCAUCCGCAAGUCGAUAAGGAAUUGUUUAAGUUGCGCUCGCAAAUCGGUUUAAAACAAGCGGGCAAACCUUUCCCGUUACACUCCGACGUGGGGGUGCUUAAGUGGCGUUUACAGAACACGGACGAGGCUUUCGUGCCUUUAUUGAUCAAUUGUUGGCCAUCAGAAGCGGGAGAUGGCAGCUGUGACGUUAAUAUAGAAUACGAACUGGCCCAUACUAAUCUCGAACUUGCCGAUGUUAAUAUUUCAAUUCCUUUGCCUAUUGGUUGUUCGCCUACCGUAGGCGAAUGUGACGGCACAUACACACAUGAAUCCAGAAAAAAUCAACUAGUUUGGAGUUUACCGUUCAUAGAUGCCAGUAAUAAGAGCGGAUCAUUAGAGUUUAACGCGUCCAGAGCUAUACCCGGAGAUUUCUUCCCUCUCACAGUGUCUUUUACUUCUAAGACCUCCUAUGCUAGUAUUAAGAUAAUCGAUGUGCUCAUGGUGGACGACGAUUCUCCAGUGAAACACUCCGUGGAAGCCGUACUAUAUCCCGAGAAAUAUGAAAUAGUAUAAGAUGAAGCCGUGUUAAAAAUAUAGCUAUUAUUAUUGAAAUACAUUUAUUAAUAAUUUAUAGGCCACUUUGUAUAAAGUUUUACUAAAAACAAGUUUUUCGUUAUAUAUUUGAAAUGUUACUUUUUGUAUACAGAAAUAGGUAACUUCAAUUUAUUUCCCUUAUUAAAGUAUUAAGAGAUCA
This is a messenger RNA of Anthonomus grandis grandis, 1868 nucleotides long. RefSeq names its product coatomer subunit delta (gene deltaCOP). Lineage: Eukaryota; Metazoa; Arthropoda; Insecta; Coleoptera; Curculionidae. Gene Ontology annotation, biological process: Golgi localization; endoplasmic reticulum to Golgi vesicle-mediated transport; retrograde vesicle-mediated transport, Golgi to endoplasmic reticulum. Gene Ontology annotation, cellular component: COPI vesicle coat; cytosol. Bases 155 to 1687 code for a protein of 510 amino acids. The transcript is spliced from 10 exons. The record is from RefSeq and is a predicted model, not a curated record.